AUGAAGGAGACAGUCACCGUCAUCGGAGCCUCUACGUCAGUGGGCAAAAGGUUGGCAGCUGAACUUCUGAAGGAGCAAAAUCUCUCUGUCAAUCUCUGCUUUGAUAAGUAUUCUGAUGCAGUUUGUCAUGCGGGUAAUCCCGCGGCAAGGUGUUUCGUAGGUAACCUUGCGCAAACUCGAAACGAGUUGAAAGUACUUCAAGUUACAUCCACUGGAGACAAUCGUCUGGUCAAUCUCGAUACUGUUCUUCAGAGCUCAGAGCUCAUCGUCAUCUCGGAAUACACGUCUUGUUUUCCCUCGCUGGACUGGGUUCUCGGCAAGAGCCCGCAGGAUGUCAACGUGAAGAUGGUUCGAAAUGUGGUGAAUGGUUGCGGUUCAAGAUUGAGGAAACUGGUCUUCCUGAGUGCUCUUGGAGCUAAACGAAAGCUUUCCAAACUACCCAAGUUGGACGCAAAUAUUUUGUUCUGGGUCUUGAACUUCUUUGGCGCCUUGGACGCCAUACGGCAAGGGGAGGAGAUUGUCUGUGAGGCAGGCAGAGAUCUGUCGAUACAGACUUCGAUCAUCCGGGCUAAAUUUCAUUGCUACUUGAAGGGUCCCUUCGGUGGAAUGAAUGAGGAGAUGUUUGAUGAGAUGGAAUACCAGUCGUUAGAGUUGCUUCCGGGAGACAUCGCAGAUGGAGAGACAAGUGACUUGGCGGCUGCCCUGACCUUGAAGCAAGCUCUUGUGGAUGAUUGUUUCGACAACAAGGAUGUUGCCGUCGUGAACAGCCCAGGCUCCAGCCCGCUGUCUCCUGAGGUUAACGGCAUGUUGUUAGGUGUUUGUGACGUCACAAUAGGAAUGGAACACGAAAAUUCAGUCUUUGCUCAUGAGAGAGAAGCAACUUCUACUCAUGGGCGAGAGGACAGCAACAUGAUCGGAACGAGAGUAUAA
Messenger RNA from Guillardia theta CCMP2712, 930 nucleotides. RefSeq lists its product as hypothetical. The record is from RefSeq and is a predicted model, not a curated record. Bases 1 to 930 code for a protein of 309 amino acids. The transcript has 6 exons. NCBI's taxonomy places the organism in Eukaryota, Cryptophyceae, Pyrenomonadales, Geminigeraceae.